Messenger RNA from Physcomitrium patens, 4991 nucleotides. RefSeq lists its product as uncharacterized. Gene Ontology annotation, cellular component: nucleus. The record is from RefSeq and is a predicted model, not a curated record. NCBI's taxonomy places the organism in Eukaryota, Viridiplantae, Streptophyta, Bryopsida, Funariales, Funariaceae. Gene Ontology annotation, biological process: DNA-templated transcription.
GCCUGCUCUUUUCAUUGUAACCGUGCCUUCGUCUUCUAGUUCCUCCGCUCCGUGUCCAUGGCUAUCUUCCCGCCAUAGCCACUACGUUUCUUAUUCCUUCGUUCGCCUCAUUCUCCUCAUUCUCCUCCUUUCUAUGUCUCUCCUGUUCUCCUUCGCCGUGUAGUUGUUUUCUUCGCGCCCUGUGUCCUUUUCAUAUUUGUUUUGGUUUGUUUAAUUUUGUACCUUUUUUGUUUAUUUAUUUUCUCCCCCGAUUUUAUUUCAAUGUUUUGCAUGUUAUUUGUGUGUUUUUGGCAAUGAUCGAGUAUGGAAUUUGUGUCUUUGGUUAGACGCGGAUUUGGUAGGCACUGUUGGCGGGAGUCUAUCGGCGGUGAAUUUUGUGGUUUUAGGUUUUUUGGAAAGAGUUGUGGGAGGAUGUUUGGGAAUAGUUGUAAUUCGGUGCGGGAUUUGGGAGCGUGGAGUGCUUGAGUCUCGGACAAAAUCCUUAGGUCUUAUGACAUGGAAGAGACGUGGUCCUUCGUGAAGCCGUUGGAUUUUUUUUUUUUUUUUUUUUUUUUCUUGUUGGUUCGUUUGAACGUGUCUCUUCAUCGUGUUGUUUGCAAAUGUUCUUGUAGUGUUGGUUUCGGGGUUCUUGGUGCGCUCCCGUGUUCCUGAGAUUAUCUCGGUUCAUUGGCUUAACGGGAGUGCGUUUGACCUGAUCAACACGGCUUCACGCAAGGUUCGGAGGUAUUUGUGAGGACGACGGUCAUAAUUGCGCUGCUCUCCUUCCAGUUUCCGGUUGUGAGAACUUCUUUAGCACUAAGUGGGGGUCACAAGGACUUGGUUCGCCUUAAUGGAUGGAUAGAAGCUGCAGCCGGUCACGACGAUGUGGAUAACUUCAUCAUAGAUUUCAUUAGCGGGAAAGCGACGGGGGAAAUUUCAAUCAUGUCGUUACUCGCCAUGGAUACGUCAAGUUUGUUUGAUCCUUUUGAGUUUCCUCUUGAGAUGGAUUUGGAUCCUCCUAAGCCGGAGACGAAGUUUAGAGAGAAAUUGGAGAUAAAGACAACGAGGCAUCAAGAUCAUCAUCUGAAGGCAAUGAUGGCUGUAAGAGAGUCUGAAUUCAAAAGCCGAGAACUUAUGGAUAUCAAGUCAUGUGUGCACGAUAUGCAGCCUAAGGUGCAGAUGAUAGAGUCGCCUUCUCCUCCAACUGCUCCAGCUGCUUCGGACUUGCAGAAUGUGCGUCAAAAACUGCGUGAUUCUCUGACUUCUGCCCUAGAGAUGGUCGUCAGCAAGCAGUUAAUGAAGAGUGUGCUAGGUGUGGGUGCGGAUGCGCAAGAAGAACCUAGAUGCGGACAGAAGGUGUCUAUGGUGGAAGGCCUUCAAGCCGCAAGUCUGUCACAGGAGCCUGGAAGUCCAUUAAACAGUGACAAGGUUGGUGACUCACUUGUGGUCGAUCUAGGCCCAUUAGAAACUGAACCUGCGAGUUUAGAUUCAUUUGAAGUGUCUGUUCCGGAACUUGUCACCAGCGGAGGCAACUACAGAUUGGAUUUUGAUCAAGAACAAUAUGGCUAUGGAGCAGAUCUUGGCGAGUCGCCCUUCAAGAAGUUGAAAGCAGAUAUUGGCCAAUUUGAUUGUGGUCACAGAAAGCUAGAAAUUGAGGAAAAGGAGGGCAGAAUAGCUGUAGAGGAUGUAAAAGGAGGUCUUCAUUUUAUGGACCAAGCAAGAAAACUUGCCACUGAUAUUGAAGCUGAAUUGUUUAAGCUGUAUGGGUCGAAGAAGAUGUACAACCAGAAAGCUCGUUCUCUUCUGUUUAAUCUGAAAGACAAAAGUAAUCCUGAGCUUCGGGCACGAGUGUUUUCCGGGGAAAUCCCUCCUGAAGAUUUAUGUCGUAUGAGUGGUGAACAGCUAGCGUCUAAGGAGCUUUCAGACUGGCGGAAUGCCAAAGAACAAGCUCUUGAUAAAAUGCUUGUCCUCACUGAUGCUGAUACAGUAUCUGGAAAGGUUGUAAAAAAGACCCACAAGGGGGAGUUUGUUGUGGAUGUUCAGAAUGAGACUACUGUGGACAUUAUGCCAGCUGUUACUCGUUCAGUGUUCCCUGCAAGCAAUGUAGAGAAGGCUGGUCAGGACGCCCCUGUACAAAUGGAAAAUCAAGUCAACCAUUCAUUAAACAAGUCGAAGUAUGGCACCUCUCUUCCUCUGAAACGAAGUAGGUCAGAGGAAUCUGAUCGUGUAUUCGUGGCUUCUACUCAAUCAAGCCAACUAUCGGAGGAGUCACGUGCAAAGGAAACGGCACAACCUCAGUCCAUUCUUUCAGAGACAAUUCUGCCAACAAUUAUGUCACUUGAUGAGUAUAUGAAAACUCAGAACGGUGAUGGAGUACAGGAGGAUGUGUUUCAAGAUACACCUAUUGAAACCAGAGACCCUCUGACACAUCGUGCGGCUGAUUCUCUAGGUGUCACUAUUGAAGUCGCUGAAGACCGUGCUCCUGGUCUGAAAGUCGUCAGUCCCGGGGAGGAGAGCUCAGUCCUAAAGUCUACGAGCACCCGAGAUGAAAGUCCAAGUUUGAAGUCUGCUGAAGCAGCGGAGCGGCACGUCAAGCUACCGAGCGACACAGGGAAAAUCGGUGAAGAUCGAGUGGUCUGGACGGGUCAGAUUCAAUUAAGUGGUAGCCGACAUUCUCCGUUGGCCAUUAAACACCGAAGUGGGGAAAUGGUAGAUUUGAAGAGUUGGCCAAAAUCACUUGAGUUGAAGGGAAGGGUAAGAUUGGCGCACUUGGACAAGUUUCUUCAGGAAUUGCAGCAGUCCCGUUCACGCGUAGUCACGGUUAUCUCUGUUGUUGUGCAGGAUGGGCAUGCAGAUCAGGCAGCCGCUACAGAACAUGUUAAGGAGAUUGCAAGUCAGUAUCAAAUGGGAGAUAGAGUGGGCUUUAUCGAGCCUCGGUCUGGUUAUGAAGUCUACUUGCUACCGCCUGGCAGCGGCACCACCAAACUCCUUAGUGAGCAUGGGCACUCAUCAACUGAAGCACUUGGCAAGGACGUAGUGUUAGUGGGUGUUAUUGUGUGGCGUAGAAGCCACUUGUCAUCUUCUUCUAGGCCUGCUGACCGUAACAAUAAUGUAAAGAGACAUGCGGUUGCAUCUUCAACUCAUCAUGAGUCCAUCUCCAAGAGUAGUAGGGCUGGGGUUGGUUCAUCAAAAGAGCCAAGCAGUGGCCCUAGGACAAAGUCGCGAGGCGGGAUUAAUGUAAGCUCUGCUUUAUCAUCAAUGCACCUCUCUAAAUUCCCAAUUGAAUCACCCACGAAAGAAGAUCCCUCACCCUCACGUAUUAGGAACUGGCCGCCUCCUACCACUGCAACCUCUAAUGGAAAUGUGCAGAAGUCUCACCAUGUUACUUCUGCUCCUUCUGAUUCUUCCACUGAUAUGCCUCCGGGUUUCCCAGUCCGGCCUGAACCUUCUGCUUCUGUUGCGUCUAGACCCCACCUGGACCCUAGAUUGCCCGCUCAGAAUAUGGAGUUUAGACCUGCUCAGGCCCCUGUGGAUGUUCCUCCGGGAUUCUGGCCUCGACCCCCUCAAAAUAUGCCAGCUCAGCAAUCUCUCACGGAAGAUGACGAUGACGAUCUUCCUGAAUUUGAUUUUAGCGUUCAUAAUGUUGGUGGGCAUUCUCAUUCUCCUACUCCUAGGCAGUUCCCAGUUGCUGGUCCAUCUCUCAAUCCCGAGCCUCCUCAUCUCUCUCAUUUUCUCUCUCGCCAGAGUCCUGCCAAAGUACUCGAGCAGGUUGGUCUUCCUCCUAACCCUGAAUCUUUCUCUGGGUACCUCCCAAGGCCUGGUGGUCCUUCCCCCUCUCCUCAGGACCCUGCUUUCCUCACUAGAAAUCGCUCUUAUUACAACUCUGUAGGGAAUAUAGCUCCUCUGUCUGGAGACGGUCAUGCAGAGGUCGACUUUAGGCCUUUACCUCAAGAGCAACUAAGAGUAGCUCCAGGAGCUGGCGGCCAAGGACAAUUGGCCAUGCUAGGCCAACCAGGGCCUUUGCCCCGGCCACCUGUGCAACAGUAUGGGGCUCCUUUACAAGGGGGUCACGGUGCUCUUCCACCAGUUAAUUCCGUUUCCAGGAAUGAUUUACCGGAGUGGCACCUUUCGGCUCAUUUUCAGUCAAGGCCCGCUCUGUACGAGAACGACUCUCGUCACAUGGCGGUUGCCCCACCUCCUCGCCAGCCUCACUUCGAUCCGGCUGCAGCGCUUGGUGGUGCCCCCCCUCCACCAUUGGCACAACCUCAGGACAUGAGCUGGCCUCCUCAACAGCAUCAUCAACGAGCUCAUCAGCAAGCACCACCAUUGCUACUGCCGCCUCCGCCUCCACCGCUUCCUCCCCAGUACAUGCAGCAGCAGCCAGAGCAGCCUCAUGGGCACUUCCAAUCUCAACCCCAACCUCAAUGGCAGCGGCAGCAUUCCAAUCAUUUUCAACCUCAGCACCAACCUCAGCAGCAGCAACAGCAUAUGACUGGAAGGCCUGUGGAUUCCAGAGGUGCUUCCUUUACCAACAGUUGGGAGGGUCAUGCUCCUCCUUGGGACGCUGCUGGGACGAGGAACAGCAAAAGCAAUGUCAGCACUGAGCACCAUGUAGACAAUAGGGGUAAUGGUGAAAAUCGCACGAAGGAUCCUCGCACUUCUGAUCAGCUCUUGUGGCAUGAACGAGAAAGAGAUACGAAUGGAGGAAGACAUGAUUAUCGGCGAAUGUAGUCUGAUUACCAUUUCGGAUAAAGCAGAACUUAGUCACUCUUAGGCUUCUUAGUUUGUACAAUGUAAUUUUGCGAAGCUUAGUGGAAACACAUCCAAUUCUCUUAUUGCAAUUGGAGUCUUUAUGGUCUGGUACAUACUACGCAGAGACCUCAGCAAUGUGGCGUUCUAGUCCCAUAUUUGCAUGGAAAACACUCUUAGAAUCCUCGUCUGAAAGUUUUGAGACGAACGCAAGCCUUGUAGUAGCACUCCUAGUAGAUACCAUGUUUUUGAAUUUCGAAUUA